ACUCUGUCAGAGUUGCAAAUGUGCUUGAGAAUCAUCUUUGCAUUGUAAGGACGUGAGUCUGCAUUAAGCUCCUUAUAAAUGCAGCUGGACUCCCACUGUGUGACUGAGAUCUUUGGGACAUGAAGUGGAUAUUGUUCUUGGGAGCCCUUAUUGGGUUGGGCAUCUGCCGCCAACAAAAAUUUCGUGGGGACCAAGUUUUUAGGGUUAAUGUCAGAAAUGGAGACGAGAUCAGCAAACUGACUCAGCUAAUGAAUUCGGCCAGGUUUGAGCUCAGUUUCUGGAAGUCUCCCUCCACAUUCAAUCGGCCUGUAGAUGUCCUGGUUCCAUCUGUAAAUCUGCAACCAGUCAAAUCCUUCCUGAAGACCCAGGGCUUGGAGUACUCAGUGACAAUUGAUGACUUACAGGACCUUUUAGAUAUUGAAGAUGAAGAAAUGCGACUGAAUGAAGGGCAAGAACGGAAUGAUAGUAACUUCAACUAUGGGGCAUACCAUUCCCUGGAAGCUAUUUACCAGGAGAUGGACAGCAUUGCCAUCGAUUUUCCCAAGCUUGCAAGCAGGCUGAAGAUUGGACAGACGUUUGAAAAGCGGCCAAUGUACGUACUGAAGUUCAGCACGGGAGGAGGCAAACGGCGGCCAGCCAUUUGGCUGAACGCGGGCAUGCAUUCCCGAGAGUGGAUCUCGCAAGCCACUGCCAUCUGGACAGCGAGGAAGAUUGUAUCUGACUAUGGGAAGGAUCCAGCUAUCACCUCCAUCUUGAAGAAAGUGGAUAUCUUCUUGUUGCCUGUGGCCAAUCCUGAUGGAUAUGUGUACACGCAAACCCGAAACCGGUUAUGGAGGAAGACACGGUCUCUGAAUCCUGGAAGCCACUGCAUCGGCACUGAUCCAAACAGAAACUGGAAUGCGAGUUUUGCAGGAAAAGGAACCAGUAAUAACCCUUGCUCUGAAGUGUACCACGGCCCACAUGCCCAUUCCGAAGUAGAGGUGAAAUCCAUAGUAGAAUUCAUUAAAAAACAUGGGAAUUUCAAAUGCUUCAUUGACCUGCACAGCUACUCACAGUUGCUGAUGUAUCCCUAUGGGUACACAGUCAAGAAGACCCUGGAUGCUGCGGAGCUGGAUAAGGUGGCAAGGCGUGCAGCCAAAGCCCUGGCUUCCAAGUCAGGUACCGAAUACGAAGUGGGCCCAAUCUCCACCACCGUCUACCCUGCCAGUGGGAACAGCCUUGACUGGGCAUAUGACAAUGGCAUUAAGUAUUCAUUCACGUUUGAGUUGAGAGAUACAGGUAAUUAUGGCUUCCUCCUGCCUGCCGACCAAAUCAUCCCGACUGCGGAAGAGACCUGGUUGGGGAUGAAGACCAUCAUGGAGCAUGUGCGGGACAAUCUCUACUAAUGAAGGGACCCUUCAGUCUAUGUUAAUCCAUGUACACAUUCACUGAGGCUGCUAUUAAAGCAGCUCAUUCUUUCCUGCUUGAGCAGACCUUUAGGUUAGAGAGCUGGCUGGGCUGUUCUCUGCAGCUCCCUGUGAAGAGCGCUUCCCCAUUCUGUCCUGUUGCUUUGCUGAGCCUUUGGUGUACCUCUUCUUCUACACAGCUGGUUGGACAGGCCAGUCAGGGUCGUCCCUUACCGGAGGAUACAGCUCUACCUUAUUUUUAGAAUUGAGGGGCAUCUCUUAUCUACUUGCACAGCCAAGUUGGAAGCUUCUGGCUCUUGUGCAGACCAGGAAAGACAUUGAGUGAGACAAUGCUUAUCUUUAGUUGGAUCACAAACAUGACACAGACAGAGCUUCCUUUCAUUUAUUUUAGUCUUCCUGGACUGCAUUUUUCUUUUUCUUUCUUAAGGUGAGAGUCUUGCUCUGUUGCCCAGGCUGGUCUUAAACAUCUGGGCUCGAGUGACCCUGCUAUUGCCUCCUGAGUAUCUGGGAUUAUGAGUUGUAUGCCACCACAUGAAGCUCAGAAGCAUGUUUUUCUUUGAAGAACAAAUCCUGUAUGGUCAUCUUUUUGGAUCUGAAUGUGAAGUAGAAGCUCUCUUCCCGUCACUAGCUAAGAAUUUCCAGAUACUGCAUUUCUUAUCGCUUCUCUUUAUCCAGUGUAGCUGGGAUCCCAGAAGGGGAUUAGUGUCACUUUAGUCACUGCCCACAUGGGAUCACAGAGGAAGUGACAGGCUGCACAGCAGCAUUGCCCAGUUUUUUCUCUCUGUCCUGACAGGCCCAUCUCUGCUGUGCCUUUUGAACUCACUCUGAAGAUCUUGUCCUUACCCCACAGAUCUUGCCCUUACCCCACAGAUCUAAAUCUUUCCUCUUGUCUGGAUAAUUUCACAGGCUUGGCACAUUCCUGUUUGUACUCUGCUGUACCCUGUAUUUGCUUUUUUUUUUGCCUUUAAAGUUACUUUUCUUUAUUGUGUGUCCUGGACCAUAAGUACCUACAUGGAACAAGACUUACGUGGAACAAGAAUUUAUCAGUCAGACACCUCUUCCGCCAUUUUUCUUCAGCACCUACCAUCUGUCUUUUUUUGGGGGGGGGUAUGAGUGUCUAUCAAUCUUAACCUUCUGCCUAGGAUUUGUGCAGCAUCUGGUAUGUGCUUAUAAGUCAAUAAAUAUUCAGUAUGAGUUUCA
This is a messenger RNA of Cavia porcellus (domestic guinea pig), 2606 nucleotides long. RefSeq names its product carboxypeptidase A4 (gene Cpa4). The coding region runs from base 120 to 1385 and encodes 421 amino acids. Gene Ontology annotation, molecular function: metallocarboxypeptidase activity; zinc ion binding. The transcript has 11 exons. Gene Ontology annotation, biological process: proteolysis. The record is from RefSeq and is a predicted model, not a curated record. Lineage: Eukaryota; Metazoa; Chordata; Mammalia; Rodentia; Caviidae.